AUAAUAUAUAGUUGUAUUUAGUUAAAUUAAAAUGGGUUUAGAUAUUGUUGCAUUCCGUGCCGAUAAAGGUGGAAAUCCAGAUCUUAUUCGUCAAUCACAAAAAGCUAGAUAUGCCAAUGUCGAUGCUGUUCAAGAAGUUAUUGAUUUAGAUAAAACUGUCAAAGAAACCAAUUAUAAAUUAUCUCAAGCAAAUGGUGAAUAUGCUAAAUUAAAUAAAGCUGUUGCCAUGAAAAAGAAAGCUGGUGAAAACGCUGACGAAUUAAUUGCUCAAGCUGAAGCUCUCGAUAAAGAUAUUUCACAAUUAAAAACUGAUGCUACUGAACUCGAACUUGCAUUAAGAAAGAAAUUAAAACCAAUUGGUAAUAUUGUUCACGAAUCAGUUCCAAUUGAUAACAAUGAAGAUAACAACCAAAUUGUCAAACAAUGGGGUGAAUGCAAAACAUCAGAAGGUUUAUUACAUCAUCACGAAUUAUUAGAAAUGAUUGACGGUUACGAUCCAGAAAGAGGUAGCCAAGUUGGUGGUCACAGAUGUUAUUUCUUAAAAGGUAUUGGUGUUCUUUUAAAUCAAGCCAUCAUCAAUUUUGCCUUAACUUAUUUAACUAAAAAAGGUUACACUGCUCUCCAAACUCCAUUCUUUAUGAAAAAAGAAAUUAUGGCCGAAACUGCCCAAUUAGAACAAUUCGAUGAAGAACUUUACAAAGUUGUUGGUGGUGCUGCUGGUGAAGAAAACGAAAAAUAUUUAAUUGCUACCUCUGAACAACCAAUUUCAGCUUUCCAUCGUGGUGAAUGGCUCGACGAAAAAGAGCUUCCAAAAAGAUAUGUUGGUUACUCAACUUGUUUCAGAAAAGAAGCUGGUAGCUCAGGUCGUGAUACUUGGGGUAUUUUCAGAGUUCAUCAAUUUGAAAAAAUUGAACAAUUCUGUGUCACCGAACCAGAAAAGUCAUGGGAUAUGAUGGAAGAAAUGAUUUCAAACUCUGAACAAUUCUACCAAGAACUCGGUAUUCCAUAUCGUGUUGUUAACAUUGUUUCAGGUGCCCUCAAUAAUGCCGCCUCAAAGAAAUACGAUCUUGAAGGUUGGUUCCCAGGUUACAAUACUUACAGAGAAUUAGUUUCAUGUUCAAAUUGUACUGAUUACCAAUCACGUGAUUUAGAAAUCCGUUGUGGUAUGAAAAAACAAGGUCAACAACAAAAGAAAUACGUCCAUAUGUUAAAUUCAACUCUUGCUGCCACUACUCGUGUUAUCUGUUGUAUUCUUGAAAAUUAUCAAACUGAAGGUGGUAUUACUGUCCCAGAACCACUUAGACCAUUUUUAGGCAAAGACUUUAUUCCAUUCGUCAAAUCAAAACCAAAGCAAAAGAAAUAAAGAUCUAAAAAUCCCAAAAUAAAUAAUAACUAAUAUAAUCUUUAAAUU
Molecule: messenger RNA, 1411 nt
Organism: Dictyostelium purpureum
Lineage: Eukaryota; Evosea; Eumycetozoa; Dictyosteliales; Dictyosteliaceae
Exons: 4
Coding region: 32-1363 (443 amino acids)
Biological process (GO): seryl-tRNA aminoacylation
Cellular component (GO): cytosol
Molecular function (GO): tRNA binding; serine-tRNA ligase activity; ATP binding
Source: RefSeq, a predicted model, not a curated record